Molecule: messenger RNA, 1518 nt
Organism: Cooperia oncophora
Lineage: Eukaryota; Metazoa; Nematoda; Chromadorea; Rhabditida; Trichostrongylidae
Source: the annotation of a GenBank genome assembly
AUGGCUGUUAUCACAAUUCAUUUCAGUCACUCUUCCAGUGAACAGGAAUGCGACACGGCUGACGAAAUUGACGAAACACCAUGCGAUUUCAUCCGCUUACAAAUGUCGGUUGAUGAUGUGACCAUAGACGGUGUCAAAGUUGGUCCGAACAAGACCGAGUUUCUCUACGAACAAUUCAUGUUCAACACUACUGUACUGGAGCAGGAUGGAGUACGUACAGUCUUCUUGUAUUGUGCCACAUCGCCUGAUUAUGAAUGGCGUCUGAACACGCAGAUGCGAAUAAAGACUGGUAGUGCAAGCUCAUCGCUCCUAAAAGUAGUGGACAAGGAUGUAUUCGAAUUCUAUCCGAAAUGCGAUCCCAUAUCAGUGGAGCUGAUGAGCGAUUCGAUAUCUGCUGUGAAAUUCGAACUUCGUAUUCUUAAUAAGUUAAUCGAGCCGCUGCCUACAUUCCAAGAAGGCAAUUUGACGGUUUUGUUCAGCGACGGUUCAUCGAUCAAAGUCCAUAGGGAGCUUGUAUCCCUGUACUCCACUUAUAUAAGUAAAAUAUAUCCAACGCUGAGACCCCUUUACCGUAAUAUGCGGGACUUUGCAAAAGCUGCCGUCUCAUACCAGGCUGCUACGCUUGUCUACGAACUCUCAAAACAUUUAGUUAACUACAAUACAAGAUCCAUGUCUCUUGAGCAAAAGCUCAAAGCCGCCCUCGAUUUGGAACUCGGUCCAGCCGUGGAGGAGCUUGUAUACAGAGCUGCUCAAGACGGUGUGUGGACCCAUCUCAUCAAACUAGGGUUCGAGCCCGAAGAUUUCUUUGGCGUUGAAGUUUAUCGAAAGCUUGUAUGUCCAGCUAUUCUUGCCGGUCGUCAGAACGAGUACGGCAAGCCGUUCAUUGAGAAACCCUUUACCUUGCCGGACUUCUUCUCGGAUAAUGCUAUGAAUGAUCCCCUGAAUACGACCUUUGUGUUUCGUAGAACACCAUUUUUCGUCAAUAGGCUCCUCCAAGCGCUCUUCACUCGCGAGAUGGAAAAAGAAUGCGCCAGAUUUGAAUUGCUACCUGGCGAGGUACCGCCACGAUUUCUACGUGCAGCUAUUGUGUUCUGUCACGACCAUGACUGGAUUCACAUGAAAAAUCAGCUGGAACAGAAUCUUCUCCAGCAACCUCCAAACACUUGCGAGGAAUACCGCGAUCAAAUAAUCUUUGCGGAACAGUUCAACCUUCAAAAUAUAGCUGCCACCUGUAACGCCUUUGCGCACGAGCUGCGAAAAAGUGACGAUUUCAACAUGCUCUCCGCGGCAACCAGAAACUUAUUGGUGGAUCGUUUAUGUAGUGGCUGGGGUCUCGAGCCGAAACAUGUGAAUAGACUGGCAACCAGGGAGCCCAGCUCGUUCCGUGAAAGAAAAGCUGGACUGAGCUGUGGUGGACCACGUGCUUUCGAAGAAGAACGCCAAGUUGCCACACUGGCCGAAAUGAAUUCCGAGUACUAUUUUGGCCCCGUGGGAGAACUCUGUGUUGUGGACUCUUAA